AUGCAACAGCAGACCGAUACCAACCUGCCGGCGCCAGAGGCCAAGGCGCGGUCCUGCGACAAUGAUGAUGGUGAUGGUCUUCCUCUGUCACACACAGACUGGGUGGAGGAACUGGUGAGCAGGCCCAACAUCCUGAGGCUCAUCUACCAGGGCCGCUUUCUACACGGCAACGUCACGCUAGGAGCACUCAAACUUCCUCUGGGGAAGACCACAGUAAUGCAUCUAGUUGCCAGAGAAACGUUGCCUGAGCCAAAUUCCCAAGGCCAGAGAAACAGAGAGAAGACAGGAGAGAGUAACUGCUGUGUCAUCCUGUAAAUCCUCUCCUCCGCCGUGGCCUCAUCCAGCCCCCCCCCCCUCCUCUGCCCCCCCCCCCCUCCUCUGUCCCCCCCCCCCCCCCUCCUCUGUCCCCCCCCCCCCGGAUCCAGCGCGAUGUCCUGUCCUGCAGCCGGCCGCCAUGCUGAUGCGUACACACACACACACACACACACAGUACUCACAUACACGCACAAACCGACGCACACACUCAAACAUACAGGCCCAGGCUAUCACAAACAUGCCUAUUGUCACAUGUCCAAGCACAGACACAGACACACACGCACAAACUAACACGUGCACGCGUCGUUCACAUGGAGACGCACGCCCCACUCGACUAUGAAGCAGGAGGGCACGGGCUGAGGCAGGGCACACACGUGGGAACAGGAUAUUGAUUACUUGGUGUUAUUGAUUCGUGUAUUGAUUGAACACAGGAGAAAAAUGAAGAGACUGGUGUAUCUAGGUCUGUGCUUUUCAACGCCAUCUCCCUUUCGCUUCCUGCUGUGACACACUCACGCUCACGCACGUGUUUUUCUACCCCUAGUCCGUCUGUUGUCCAGCCUCCCUGGGCUGGAUCUGGUCAUCAUAGCAACGCAAUGAACUUGCCUGGAAACCAUAGUUGUUUGGCCUCCCCUCACACUGAUAUGUAGUGAUACGCCAAACUCUCUCUCUCACACAGACGCACACACACACGCGCGCAUGCAGGCACACACCCGCGCACGCCCCUCCUGCCCACACAACCAUAUGUGUUGAGUUCUCUCCCAAGAUGGGAUGACAUGAAGCAUAGAUGUGCCCAAUCGGUGAACUCCAACUAGGACACACACACUGUCUCCUCCCCUCUUAUCUCUGCAUGAGUCGUCCUGCCUGGACUGAGCAUUCUCCACCUCACAGACACCACAGGCAAUGCCUAGCAGGCAGACAGACAGACAGGCAGGCAGGCCGACAGGCAGGCAGACCGGCAGGCAGGCAGACAGGCCGACACCCACACAGACAGCCCCUGUGUUUUUUAUUUGUGUGUCCAUGUAGUUUGCGACUGUAUGUUGACAGUCUAAGCACCCUUAUUGGCCAACCAGUGUUGUGAGUACAAUGACCCCCAUCCCAAUGUCAGAUAUCUCUCUCCAUCCCUCGGGAAGAAGAUAGGUUUCCCUUCAAACAUUUUUUUUUAAACAUGACAUUGUGCUUGAUUUAACUGGCGCUCACAAUCCAAGCAGGGAAAUUAAUCUGGAAUGAAGUGUUCUAUUUUUGUUUUGUUUAAAUCUCUCCUAUCCUCUCCGUAUAAAGGAAUCCAUUUUGCACAACAUUGAAGCAUGUGGUCCUUCAUGAAACCUUGUAAAAAAAGUUUCUUAUUUUGUUUUAUAUUUUUUCAAUGGGAAUAAUAUUCCAGCCUAAGGUAACAUAUGUGUAGAGUAUAUUUAAUAUGAAUCCUAUAUAGAAUAUGAUGACUAUCGAUCUUGUUCAUACACAAUAUAUUGGUGUUUAGUCUUUAAUUGUGUAUACAGCUUCAAGGACAGUGAUACUUUCACACGAUGACAACGUCUUGUACUUAAAGCAACAAAACCACCCUAAUAUUUCAACAGAUUCCAGUGUUCACUCGUCUCUACUUUAAUUUUUUAUUUUAACUAUAAUUUAAUAUAAUCUUUUUUUUCUCAAUCUCUGUGGAUGUUGCUUUAAAGAAUUGCUUUAUAACAACACUAGGUCUUAAGAAUAUUGUUUAUAUUGAUCAGAGUUCCAAUCUGUACAGAUCUUAAGUGUCCAAACCGAUUGUAUAUAGCACUAAAACCCCUCUCCUUACCCCUUCCAAUCUUCAAAUCGAAUACAUCUGUAAACUAAAUAAAGAAUAUUGAAGUGAA
Molecule: messenger RNA, 2162 nt
Organism: Osmerus eperlanus (European smelt)
Lineage: Eukaryota; Metazoa; Chordata; Actinopteri; Osmeriformes; Osmeridae
Gene: ubl3a
Product: ubiquitin-like 3a
Exons: 4
Coding region: 1-315 (104 amino acids)
Source: RefSeq, a predicted model, not a curated record